GUUCGUUUUACCUACGUCGGUCUGUGGUCGAGUUGUGAUCAUUUUGAUUUUGUUUGUAAAUUAUUGCUGGUAAAUAAUACCUAUAUUUGCAGGAAAAAUGGGUAAAGACGAUGUUUCCACUAAGAAACGCCGUAAGUUAAAUACAUCAACGUCCAACGACGCUUCUAAGUUGACACCGGCUGAUGUUUAUAAGAAAGUUGUUGAGUUUGAAGAAUCAGAGGCUCAAAUACGCUCUGCUGAAAAAGAUGCUGCUUUGUUUAAAAAGAUAUGUCAGGAUAUGCGGCAGAUAUUUUCUGAUGUUGCUGAAUUAAAGGCCAAGGGUACUGAUGAGGGAAAAGAAAAAAUAAAUGCUAAAAGAAUAGAAGCAUCCUUACAGUUAGUUGCUUUAAAAAAACUAAAUAGACUGGAAAAAGUCCGGACAAGGGCUGGGAGAGAUGCCUUGCACAAAGAAAAGCAAAGAGUGGACUCUACACACUUACUAUUGCAGAAUUUAUUAUAUGAAGCUGAUCAUCUUGACAAAGAAGUAACAAAAUGCCUACAGUUUAAAUCAAAAGAUGAAGAAAUUGAACUAGUUCCAUUAAAGGACUUUUACAAAGAUGCACCAAUUGAGAUUUCACGCCCAGAAGUGACAAAAACAGAUGAGCAUCAGCUGCAGUUAGCAAGGCUUGAAUGGGAACUAAAACAGCGUAGAGAGCUUGCUGGAGUAUGUAGUGAACUGGUGGCUUCAAAGGAGCGGGUGGCGGCCGCCAUAGCAGCUGCUCGGUCAAGGCUAGAUGCCCUGGCUCCACAUUUGCGAGAUGUGCUCAAGGCCACCAAGCCUCUACAAGAGUGCUUGGCUCUGAGGCUAGACGAGAAACGUGAUGAGACACAAGCUGCAGCACUUUUACCUCCACCUUUGUUCUUGCUCUAUGCCAAUGCUGGUGCUUAUUCAGAUGCCCUUGGAGCUAAGAAUGUUACUGUUGCUAUAGCUGGAGAUGAAGAUGAAGCGAGAAGGUUGGAACAACUUACAAAUGAAGAGAGUGAAGUAGUUGUCUCGAACGAUUCAGAUUCAGAUCAGGACAAUAAUGAUGAAGAUCAUAGAGACAGCAAAAAGAAGAGACAUCAUAGAACUGCCAAAAUAUCCAAGGAGGAGAGAGCAGAGGCCAAGAAGAAGGAGGUACUUAAAAAACAUCCACUAAAUGUUCAUGUAACUGUAAAGAAUUCAGAUGAAACUGCAGUCGACUUGAUCUUUUCUUAUAUGAUACAUCUAAAGAUUGUAGUGGUUAAAUUUAUUAUGAAUGUCUCAAAGCCUAUAACAGGAGUGUCUGCCGCUGAUGUUUUAAAUGGUGAUUGCAUUUUGAAUGAGUUGUAUGUCGGCGAUACGGGCUGUGAUUCACCACACCCGGCCACUGCCUACUUGCUGAAUGUUGCAGGAAUAUCUGAACAAUUUUCACAUUUCAUCUCAGAAAUUGGAAGGCCAUACAUAUGGGCUCAAAGAAUGUGUGGUUUAGAUUUCAUGGCUGUUAUUUCUGAUAAAGAAAAAACUAAUAAAAACAUUCAGCCCAGUCAAAGCCUCAGUGUUGCAAGUGUGGAAAAUUUUAUUUUUACUCUGAAAAAGAGGCUCAAAGCUAGAGUGGAAUUAAUGAAAGAACUUCAAGAUUUGGAAUCUGGUAAAAUUUUACCCAGCAAAGGUGUUGCCUGUCCUGUUAGGUUAUCUGGAUCCUUGACCCAAUGGCAAUCAAUAACUUGGCAUGAAUAUAGCCAAACGCCUUCAACAUCGUUCUUGAUAUCAGAAGGCGUGGUCUCUGACGCAAAUAUGUUAUAUCGCGCAAUAAUUACGAGGCAAUCUGCAAAGCUUGUCGCUUUAGUGGCUGUGAGCAGUGAUUACCCAAAGAGGGCACCUUUAUUUACCUUGACACUACAUUGGAAUGGAACUCAUAAUGCUCUGUCCAAUGAUGAUAUUAGAGACAUAGAAAGAGUCAUAAAUACAAACUGGGACACAAGUGAAAAGAUCCAGUGUACUCUGUCAUCACAAAUGAUGAAACUACUGACAUGUCUGGAUGUGCUUCUAGAGACCAUGGGGUCACCUGAGUUUCCUCCUGAUAAGGUAAUAUUACAAUCUGUUCGUGGACGUAAUAGGAUGAAGCCGUACAAAUUUUUAAAACAAGGUGCAGGAGUUUUUGUACAAUAUUAAACUUUGUGAAUCCAUGUCAAAAAUAAAAUUUCAUUUUUCAAA
Molecule: messenger RNA, 2215 nt
Organism: Maniola jurtina (meadow brown)
Lineage: Eukaryota; Metazoa; Arthropoda; Insecta; Lepidoptera; Nymphalidae
Gene: thoc5
Product: THO complex subunit 5 homolog
Exons: 5
Coding region: 98-2173 (691 amino acids)
Biological process (GO): positive regulation of DNA-templated transcription, elongation; mRNA export from nucleus
Cellular component (GO): THO complex part of transcription export complex
Molecular function (GO): mRNA binding
Source: RefSeq, a predicted model, not a curated record